Messenger RNA from Vigna unguiculata (cowpea), 1864 nucleotides. RefSeq names its product DEAD-box ATP-dependent RNA helicase 15-like. The record is from RefSeq and is a predicted model, not a curated record. Lineage: Eukaryota; Viridiplantae; Streptophyta; Magnoliopsida; Fabales; Fabaceae. Gene Ontology annotation, molecular function: RNA helicase activity; nucleic acid binding; ATP binding.
CGGUGACGGCUUUCUAUAAAAAAGCUUGUGCCCAUUAACCCUAUUGUCACUCGCUCAUCCACUAACUGCGACUCGCUCGUUCCGUGGAGGUUCCGCUCUCUCAGUUUCUUUUCCCCAAAUUGUUUUUCAUCUAACAAUUUACUUUGCAGUCUCUCUCUCUCUUUCUCUCAAUUCUAUCUCUAACCCUAACACCCAACCUUCCAAUCUUCCUUUCGAUCCUUCAUCUCGCAGAUAAUGGGAGAAACCAAGGAUGACGCAUACGAGGAAGAGCUUAUUGACUACGAGGAGGAAGAAGACAAGGCUCCCGACUCCAUCGGAGCUAAAGUCAACGGCGAAGCUACCAAGAAGGGCUAUGUUGGAAUUCACAGUUCAGGAUUCAGAGACUUUCUUCUGAAGCCAGAGCUACUUCGGGCUAUUGUGGACUCGGGAUUUGAGCAUCCUUCCGAAGUGCAACAUGAGUGCAUCCCUCAAGCAAUUCUGGGAAUGGAUGUGAUUUGUCAAGCGAAAUCUGGAAUGGGAAAGACUGCUGUCUUUGUUCUCUCGACUCUGCAGCAGAUUGAUCCCGUUCCUGGCCAAGUUUCUGCUCUUGUUCUGUGCCAUACCAGAGAAUUAGCAUACCAGAUAUGCCAUGAGUUUGAGAGGUUCAGUACCUAUUUACCCGAUCUCAAGGUCGCUGUCUUUUAUGGUGGGGUUAACAUCAAAGUUCACAAGGAUCUGCUAAAAAAUGAGUGCCCUCAUAUUGUUGUCGGAACACCUGGAAGAAUACUAGCAUUGACUAGGGAUAAGGAUCUUUCUUUGAAGAAUGUGAGACAUUUCAUAUUAGAUGAAUGCGACAAGAUGUUGGAAUCAUUGGAUAUGAGGAAAGAUGUUCAAGACAUUUUCAAGAUGACUCCCCAUGAUAAGCAAGUUAUGAUGUUUUCCGCAACACUCAGCAAGGAAAUUCGCCCAGUCUGCAAGAAAUUUAUGCAAGAUCCUAUGGAAAUUUAUGUGGAUGAUGAGGCGAAGUUGACACUUCACGGACUUGUGCAGCACUACAUCAAAUUGAAAGAAGAGGAGAAAAACCGGAAGUUGAAUGAUCUUCUCGAUGCACUGGACUUUAAUCAAGUUGUUAUCUUUGUUAAAAGUGUUAGUAGAGCAGCCGAGCUGGACAAACUACUUGUGGAGUGCAACUUUCCUUCUAUAUGCAUCCACUCUGGCAUGUCCCAGGAAGAAAGGUUAAAGCGUUAUAAAGGUUUCAAAGAGGGGCAUACAAGAAUUCUUGUUGCAACAGAUUUGGUUGGAAGAGGGAUUGACAUUGAACGUGUCAACAUUGUUAUAAACUAUGACAUGCCUGAUUCUGCAGACACAUACUUGCACAGGGUUGGUCGAGCUGGAAGAUUUGGCACCAAAGGCCUUGCAAUUACAUUUGUUUCUUGUUCUACCGAUGUUGAUGUUCUCAACAAUGUUCAAUCAAGGUUUGAGGUGGAUAUAAAACAGCUGCCAGAGCAGAUUGAUACCUCAACUUAUAUGCCGUCGUAGUAGAUUUUUAUUUUGGCAGCAACGUUGACUGCUUGGGUCAUGAGUAAUAGUGACGCAGGAUGAUUUGAACGGUGGUGCAGCGGAUGAUUAACCGUGCUGAUAGAUAGCAGAGUCUGUUUACAGACUAGGCCAUUUUACCGGUAUUAGGUGUAGUAGUAGUGUAAUGGCUUAUGUAUUUAUGGGGUUUCACUUGCUGUAUUUUGUGUGGCAGCUACGCUGUUUUCAUCAACUUCAUGUUUUGAGUUAGUGUUACUGCGACGACGUUUUUACUUAAUACUGUUUAAUUCGGUGAUAUGGUCUUUUAUUUAUUAGUUUGAUCUUUAAAUGGAUGAAAUGAUACAAGGUA